CAGUAACAUCAAAUCUAGCUUCCCCUUCGAGUCAUACCUUUCCGCCCAGACAACUUAUAUCUGCAGCUUCGUCCUGUGCCUGAGACAAAGAAUGCUCGCGCAAUCCCUGCGAUCUGCAACCCGUCGGAACAUUCCUACCCUCGUCUCUUCUGUCGCUCGCCGCUCUUCGCCACGCGUUGCUUCCGCUGUAACCUUUUCUCAGCAGAGCCGUACUAUGGCUGGCAUCACCAGGAUCAAGACCGAUAAGGCCGCCCCGCCUGCUGGCCCUUACUCCCAGGCUAUCCUCAAUGGCCAGACCCUCUACGUCUCUGGUCAGAUCCCGGCUAACUCAAAGGGCGAGCUCGUGAACGGUACCAUUGCCGAGCAGACUGAGCAGUGCUGCACCAACGUUGCGGCCAUCCUCGAGGAAGCGGGCUCACAUCUCGACCGCGUGCUCAAGGUCAAUGUCUUCCUUGAUGACAUGGCCAACUUUGCGGAGAUGAACUCCGUCUACGAGAAAUGGUUCACUGGCCGCCCUGCCCGCAGCUGCGUUGCUGUCAAGACUCUUCCCAAGGGCGUGCCCGUCGAGAUCGAGUGCAUUGCUUACGUCCCUACCGCCUAAAGGUGUUCCGAAACUUGAGGGCCGGAUCAAAGAUUGAAAUUUUCAAGGUGUGAGGUUGAGUCUCACCGAUUGAAGUAAAUAUUUUAUUCUGCGCUCAGGAACAAAUAAAAAGUGUCUCCCUCAAAUACAAUUAUCCACUUCGUGAGGUCGGGAAAUCUUCUCUGGAAUCAUAGCAGUUAUUUUGAUAUGGAUAUAUUCUCUAUGAUGGCUACUCUAGCUUGGCCUACGAAAUGCGGCCAGGCGCGCUGUUCUGCAUUCAGGGCCGGUAAUUUUCUUCUUCUUCACUCUCUUUGAGAGCGGAAAGGGGGAAUCACAUCAACGCCGGUGACUAUCAUGCCAUGCCCUCAAAAAGAACGGGGAUAUAUAUCUCUUUCAAAACCGCAGGUUUACC
Xylona heveae TC161 is the source of this 992-nucleotide messenger RNA. RefSeq names its product YjgF-like protein. Gene Ontology annotation, molecular function: deaminase activity. Bases 92 to 601 code for a protein of 169 amino acids. NCBI's taxonomy places the organism in Eukaryota, Fungi, Ascomycota, Xylonomycetes, Xylonales, Xylonaceae. The transcript is spliced from 3 exons. Gene Ontology annotation, cellular component: cytosol; mitochondrion. The record is from RefSeq and is a predicted model, not a curated record.